CAGACGUGUUGGCUAAAUUUGUUGCUAACGUUAGCUAAGCCCGGAAUGUUGUUCUACGUUCAGCUAGCUAACGACGUUAACGUUAGUUGGUAAUUAAUUGUAGGUCGGUGUUAGACAGUCUCGUAGCAGACAGCAACCCAGCCAGUGAAUGUCAUUAUCAGUACUGUCUGCAUACCAGUGCCAUGACCGUGGCGAGCCAGAGGAGGGGAAGUACAGUUUGAAGACGAGGGGGAGAGAGAGAAAGGGAGUUUGGAGAGGAAAGGAAUGAAUGGAGCUGUGCGCGUUGUCCUUGCUAGCUACGAAGGGGACACUGUGCGAGAUGGAGAAAAAAACAGGGAAGCAGACAGAGACUUAGACGCAACAAUCUGAACAGAAACACUGCAGUCUCCACCAUGUACCUUUCUGAACACCAGAAGAUCUGGAACAUUUGAAAAGAUACUAACAAAACCCACAUAGACUACUCAACAGGGGACUAAUAGAUCCAAGUGAAGGGGGUAGUGGAAAGACUCAUCCGUAGCUCUAACUCUGACAUGGCCAGUACUCAGACGAGUCUGAAAACCCCAUUCGAAGACCUGACCUCGUUCAAGGGCAACAUGAAGCAGCUGUACCGUGAGAGAAUAGAAGACGUGCCCAUUAAGAAGAGGCUGAUGGCUGAGAUGAACCUGAAGCGCCGAAGCCUGGACCCUCUGCCCCCCCUGCCCUGGACCCCCAAGGUAAAGAGGGAGGCUGAGGAAGAGCAGGACCGGGAGGUGGAUCCAGGCAUGACUAGAUCAAUAGAGAUGGACAGUAGGGGGGAGUUCCAGGUAUGUGGAGCGAAAGCUUUAGACCUGAGCCCUGGGCUGAAACACACGCUGGCAGCCUUCACUCUCAGCAGCGCGCGCUCUCUGGGGGGCCCAGCAGCCUUCUCAGCCCGCUCUGGCCACGAAGCAUCCUCCUCCCCCGGCCCUGGUUCCUACCCUGGCAUGGCACCUCUACCCUCCCCUCCUGUGCUGGGCGGUAUACCCCUGCUGGUGCCCAGUGACAGCUCCACGGAACUCAGCCACUCCCUUCUCGAAGGAGAAUCCAUCUCGUGCUUCGCCGUCGGCGGGGAGAAGCGCCUCUGCCUCCCCCAGGUGCUCAACUCGGUUCUCCGCCACUUCUCCUUGCAGCAGAUCAAUUCGGUGUGCGACGAGCUCUAUGUGUACUGCUCGCGCUGCGACGGGGAACAGCUCCACAUACUCAAGGUGCUGGGUAUUUUACCCUUCAAUGCUCCGUCCUGCGGCCUCAUCACCUUAACUGACGCCCAACGCCUCUGCAACGCCCUCCUCCGCCCGGGGGCUGUACUCCCCUCCGAACCCGUCACCAAGCUACCCGGCCAGGAGCUCCUCAAGGAGACGGAGGCCAGCUUCCAGGUGGAGCACCAGUGUCUGGGGAAAUGCCAGGGUCUGUUCGUUCCCCAAUUCUACGCCAAGCCCGAGUCGCCCUGUAUUCAGUGCGUGGAAUGCCAGCUGCUCUUCUCUCCACAGAAGUUUGUGAUGCACUCUCACAAGUCGCCGGACAAGAGGACCUGUCACUGGGGCUUUGACUCGGCCAAAUGGCCGUGCUACCUGCAGCUGGGGAGGAAGUACCUGGGAACGGCAGAGGAACCGCAGCUCAAACAGCUGUUGGAGGACAUGAAGGACAAGUUCCACUACAACCGAACCAGCGACAAAGUGGUAGAAGAGGAUGGCGAGGUGAGGAGAUCGUCUCCUCCAGAGCCUCUAGUGUCUCUUAACAGUAAACUAGCCGACAACGACGCAGCGGCCAAGGUUCAAGCCCAGGCUACUCUGGUGUUCCCCCACAUCAAGGAAGAGCCCAGUCACCCCAGUUACAACCUGUAUACAUAUGAUAAAAUGGUGGCUCCUAAUGUGUCUCUGAGGGAUCAGCCAGAGGUCAGCUCUGAGGUUCUGGGGGUGCUGCUCAAACACCACUACAGUAGGAGACUGGCCCACGGCCACCAAGACACUGCUAUGGGUCAGUACCACACACACACACAUCUCCAUGCCUCUCCCCCUGCUCCUCCCGUUGUCAAUGACGCCAAGUCUCAGCAGCGCGUUGUUCCUACUGCCGAUCGGGACCGCCAGCAGCCAGUUUCCAUGGAGACCAUCCCCGGCAACAAGAGUUCUUCUGCUGUAGCGAUGACCACGUCGGUAGCGGCGCUGGGGAGUAAAGAUGUCCUGUCUUCUGUCUGUGAGGACGACAAGGAAAGGAUCGUAGUGGAGAUCGUUCAGAUGUACAGCAGACAGCAGGAGAAGCUGCAUUCCACCCUGCACAACCAGCUGCAGCUAGAGAUGGAGUUGGAGGCGCUGCGUGGAGGCGAGGCUGUCAGGCUGCAGCAGCUGGCAGCAGAGCAGUGUGAGCUGCAGAGUGAGCUGGAGGCGGUGCACACUGAGCAUGCCCACAGGCUGGGGCAGGUGAGGGAGGAGCAGAGGGAGUUGGAGCACAGACUGGAACAGCUGAGGCAGCAGAGCUGUGUGUGUGACAACACACACCAGGAGGAACGCUAUGCUAACCAGCUUGCAGAGCUGCGUGGGAGGUUGGAUGGUGCGGAGGCUGACCGGGAUAAGCUCCAGGAAGAGUUGAGGAGUGAGCGGGAUGCCCGGGAGAAGCUGGAGAGAAUCAUCUCUCAGCUCCAACAGCAGAUGGGCCAGACGGCCUCCACCUCGGCCUCCUUCGUCACUACAGGGAGCCCCUCUCCGCCCCCCACCCCCUCCUCUCACACCCCCCACACAGAGGGACACACUGCAGGCCCUGCCGAGCAGCAGAACGGCCAUGCUCAUAAGUAGAGGAACUUAAGAAAUGCCCCUUCUGUCUCUCUCACCUCCGUUCUGUUCCUGCGACUCCCUCCCUUCAUCCCUCACCCCCCUGCUGGGAGAGACGGCAGCCCUUCAGACACAGACAACCCCCUCCCCUCACUCCCUCACCAUGUCUACCCCCUUCUCCCCCAGGCUGCUUCUCUCAUGUAGAUUAUGGCAGCCCCCCGCACCUCUCUGAUUCAGAGGGGUUGGGUUAAAUGCGGACACAUAUCAGUUGAAUGCAUUCAGUUUUACAACUGACUAGGUAUCUCUCCCUCCUCUUUAGUUUUUUGGAUAAGGAUUCCUGUUUGUUUAUUAAUUUAACACCAAAUUAGUUUAAUGUGUUGGUUUACCCCCGCCCCCUGUCCGUAAACAGUAUUUAAACUCUUUUGGGAUGUAUAUGUUUGUUUGUUUUAAUUUAUAGUUUUACUGAACGAACAAACGACUGCUUGGCAGACCGAUAGGAGUAGGGUGUUUUUAAGGACACUCUCCUCGCAUCCUCUCCUCCUUCCCUCGCAUCCUCUCCUCCUCCUUCCCUCCCUCCUUUAGAUUGUGGAUUUGAUGUGUUGUAGCCCACAGGAAGUGAGGUCAGACAGACAGUUCUCUCCUGGCUCUGCCCCUUGACUCUGUUCUGAACUGCGGUUACACUAGCGUUGUCGCUCUUUCUACUACUACCUGGCACGCCAACUGGAGCUGCUGGAGCUAAGAUGGCGCCCGCGUGGGUGUUCCCCAUCUCAUACAGACAGUCCAGUGCUCUGGCCCAGCUACCAGCCACACAGGACAUUUCAUGGAUACACAUUUUCGUUUCACCUUUUGUUUAAAAAAAAAAAAAAAAAUCCUUAUACCCAUUACUUUCAAAUAAGCGAAAAGUAAAAAUUAAAAAAAAAGUUCUAAAUGUGUAUAUCAUAAAGGUAUAUGAAAACAUUUUUACAGAGCAUUUGCAGUCGUCAUUGUUAAACCUCAUGAACAUGUGAAUAAAGUGAUGUAUAUGAGACAUGUAAAGUGAUGACACGGAGGGCUGCGGAGGAGAGGUUGGAGAACCACUGGGCUAGAACACACACCACAUUUCCUCUCAGAAAUCUGUAGUUUGUCCUGAUUUUUUUAGUUUUGAGUUUGAGUGUUUGAUUUCCCUGUUAGCAACAGUUGGUGUGUCCUGCCACCCUCUCUCCUCUGUGAGACAAUCUGCGUUCCAAAUAGUAGACUAUUCCCCGUAUAGUGCACUACUUUUGACAAAAGUAAUGCCAUAUUCCCUAUAUAGUAGUGCACUAUAUAGGGAGUAGGAUGUUGUUUGGGAUGCACUCUGAGAGCUGCAGGGGCUAGCUGUCUGCCUGGGGGAAUAUGGGUCACAGGUGAAAGGAAUUAGUCCAGACUGACACCUGAUCUGCCUGCCUAGGAUCCAGGGCCCUUCCUCUUUCCGCCCCACUUUAUUCCACCUCACUGAACAAACAGAGCCUUGCCUGGCCCAGGCAGGGAGGUACAGUCAGGCGAAGAGAGAGUGGCAGGGAAGAGAGGAGGGGGAGAGACCGUCAGUCAAGCGGAGAGAGCGGGAGUGCAGGGGGCAGACACCCUCUCAGGCUGGGUGGGCCGGGAGAGGGGAGCCCCUUUUGUCUCAUCAGAAUGUGGGCAGCUGCCAUACCUCCCACACACACACCAAAGCAAUGCCACAUCAGCUGGGGGUAGUGUGAUUUGUUGUGUAGAAGUCCAGGCGAACAGCACACCCAGCCCCAAUCAGCUAGCUCACACAGAGCGGAUUUAGCCGCCACAGGCGGACCCUAAGAGAGCAGGGAAGUCUUUUUAUAGCCCCAGACCCUAAGAGCCAGGCAGCAUGUAAAUAGUUAUUUAAAGAGGGCCUUGGUUUAAACUCCAACCAUCUUUUUUUAUGCAUCUGCUAUACAUGCAAAUUGGUAGACAUUCCACUGUGCUCGGACUUUUCAAUGCAGAUCUCUAAAGAAAGAGCUCCCUUUAGAAAUGUGUUUACACCAUGCCCUGACAUAGUACUUAUAGUAGGUCUUAUUUAGUUAUUAAGCCGCAACGUUUAAACAAAGCUUAAAAACCCGUUAUUUUCAUGAGGACAACCCCCCCCCCCCCACAAAACUACAAGGAAACGAACACCCUGGGUGUCUGAUGUGAACUUCAGUCACAUGCAGAACAAAUCCAAAACAUACUGCUCUACCGACCGUUGUUCCAUAUAAACUUUUGGAAAUGAUUUUGAGGGGAAAAAAAUAUAUUUAAUGUAUCAACUAAAGAUUUAUAUUCACUUUGUACAUACAUUAGUCAUUUAAUAUAUUAACUAUGCCAUGGGAUAAUAUUCUAAAGGUUAUUAUAAAAUUGACUGGACCAGGCAAGGCCGAAGCUCUAAACAUCCGUUAUGUUUCUGUUGCCUGAGUCUUUGAAAAUUUUUGAUUUGACUUGUCGUUUACUCUGCUAAAGGAACACUCCGCAAUAUAACGUCAUCGUACGCAGCAGGCAGACUUAUUGUUUACCGUUAUCAGCAAUAGCAGAAUUCAAGACUGAUUGGCUGUUAACAACUAUUUAUUUUUUACGGCAUGCCUACAUUGGGACUAACCGAUAGUGGCUGUUUUGGCAGAUUAGAAUUUAUUGUUGUCGCUCCGCUGUGUACACUGACAUUGUGGAGCGCAUUUUUUAAAAGGGUGUUCAAUUGCUGUUGGGAGUUGAAGUGCAUGGUGUUAGGAUACGACCGCAGAGUUGAAUAGGACAGGAAGUGCGUUGUUACAGUACUUCCCCAGACCUGAUUCCCUUUAUUUGUUUAUUUCGUGGAUGAUGAUUUCACCCUGAUAGACUUGAUGUGUAAUCAUAAUGUAUACGCUUUCUCUCUUAAUCCAUUUUUCGUACACUAAACAACACCCACAGACAAAUUUGAAUAUGCACCGAACAUUUGUUUAUAUAAAAAAAGAACUAAAUUGAAAACAAACAAAAACAAAGGUUUGCAUGUAACUAAGUAAAUGGAUCCCCUUAAUAUGGUUUGUUAGUUGAAUGAUAUCUGACUUGCUAUGUUUAUGGUAUAAAAACGAAGUGUUUGUCCUAAGUGACACUAUUCUCUAGUGCCCAUAGGGCUCUGGUAAAAAAAAAUGGUGCACUAUAUAGGGAAUAGCGUGUCAUUUGUGACAGACGAGUUUCUCCCUCCCCACCUAACACACAACUUGUUGACCAACUACCUAAUCAUACUAUACAAAUGUAGCCUCUAGAUUCUGCAAAGUGGAGCGAGAGAGAAGUGUGUUUGGUUCUGAGCGUAUGUCUGUGCGCAUGUGUAUUUGCCAGUGACCGAAGCACAGUAGCUAUGAAAAAGGGGAGAUACUUAUUAUCAUGUAGCGCUGUGGUUUGUGUCCUAAUUUUUUUGUCAACAACACUUUGUCGUCUUAGGGGUAUAGGGUCAUUGUGACUGCAUUGAUGUUUUACAUCACAAGAUAAUCAGUAUUAGGUUUUGUUAUUAUCGCCAUAGUUACCUCUAGAACAGUCUACAACAAUCGUUUUGGGGUAUCAAAUGUAUUUCUUGUACUUCUAUAUUUUCUGUUGGUGUAAAUUUAAUUUUAUACACAAGAGGGCGCUCUAUUUACUUUAGUUUAAUGCCAUGCUAAUGAUGUGAUGGAUACAAUGGACUAAAAUAAGUGAAGACAUACUAUGCUGUAACACGGUGUGCUGGGCCCUCUUGCAUUUGCAAUGUUAUGAGAACUAGAAGACUAUGGGCCCUGGUCAAAGGUUGUGCACUAUAAAGGGAAUAGGUUGCCAUUUGGGACUUUAACACAGACAUGUGCUUUGUACAGUUUUUUUUUUUUUAAUAGCUGUGUAUUUUGUCCAACUCUACUUACUACUAGACCCUUGGCCUUGCUUCAGGAGCACAGUUAAACAGUAACUAGCAUUUCCAUCGUUUUUUUUAUUUUUUUUUAUACAUCCAUCCCCAAUGGAUUGUUUGUUCCCAGACUUAAAUGGAUAGCGCAGCGAUUUUUCUUAUAAAAAAAUAGUAAAAUCACUGAACUAUCCCUUUAAUGAAGGUGACGUAGUGUAGAAGAGGUAGUACUCUGUAAACGAUAGCUACAAGUUGGAUUUGGGAUCCGCAGAAGAAAUGUUGGAUCAACUGUUUCCAUUUAUGCUUUGUAGUUGGAUAUUUUAUUUAGGAACACCGUUCUUAUUUAGCAGCGUGGGAGCUAGCUAGGAUGUUAAUCCAACACGAAAAUGGUUGUAUGUUUUGGUUUUCUCUGAGGUAUAAACACUACGUGUACGCCAUGUUUUCAGUUUAAACUUAGUAGGCUACACCUGACAAAUUGUAGUUUAAAAAUAAGAAACUAUUUUUAUGGCUGUUUAAAAACGAACUUUUCUUUUUCUUAAAAUGCUAUAUUCUGAAAGAUGUAUAGCAGUGAGUGUCUGUAUGACUUUUGCAAAACAUGUUGCCAACAACAA
Molecule: messenger RNA, 7229 nt
Organism: Salvelinus namaycush (lake trout)
Lineage: Eukaryota; Metazoa; Chordata; Actinopteri; Salmoniformes; Salmonidae
Product: ski-like protein
Exons: 8
Coding region: 531-2804 (757 amino acids)
Biological process (GO): negative regulation of BMP signaling pathway
Cellular component (GO): nucleus
Molecular function (GO): SMAD binding; DNA-binding transcription factor activity, RNA polymerase II-specific; RNA polymerase II cis-regulatory region sequence-specific DNA binding
Source: RefSeq, a predicted model, not a curated record